Penicillium subrubescens is the source of this 872-nucleotide messenger RNA. Its product is annotated as androgen-induced gene 1 family protein. Bases 62 to 808 code for a protein of 248 amino acids. The record is from RefSeq and is a predicted model, not a curated record. The transcript is spliced from 7 exons. Lineage: Eukaryota; Fungi; Ascomycota; Eurotiomycetes; Eurotiales; Aspergillaceae. Gene Ontology annotation, cellular component: endomembrane system; membrane.
CCCAGCUACGCCAACUUUCAAACUCAAUUAAUUGACCUCUUCCGCACAAACCCCUAGGAAAAUGGCUCAUUCAUUCCAUCUCCAUCAUCCAUUACAGCGAUGGCCCAGUCCUUCCAGGGGCCUUUCUGCUCUGGUCCAUGCAACGGGUCUGGUGAGCUUCUUUUUGUCUUUCAAAUACAUGCAUGAGAACCCCAACCAAGCAAAUGAGGCAUACGGCUGGCACUUCCAGUAUCUCACCGUCAUUGGGCUAAGCCUGUCGACACUGACAUUCAUCAUGGCCUUCCUCGCUGAUGUGACAAUGUCACGGCGACUGUUUUUGAUCAAGAACCUCAUGUCGGUGUGCUGUGCUCCUCUGGAGGUGCUAAUCAGUGUGCUCUACUGGGGUUUGCGCUUAAUCGAUGAACGUCUAGUGCUCCCGGAAUGGGCCGUAAUCCCACUACAUGCUGAUCUCGGCUUCCAUGCAGUCCCGUCCAUUGUGAUGUUGGUGGAUCUUUUGCUACUCUCCCCACCUUGGACCAUUUCUGCACUGCCCUCUUUGGGCUUGUCUGGCACCAUUGCCUUUGGAUACUGGUUCUGGGUCGAGCAAUGCUUCUCAUAUAAUGGCUGGUACCCAUAUCCCAUCUUUGAACAGUUGUCCACUUUUGGACGAAUUGGUCUCUUUACUAUGAGUGCUAUUGUGAUGGCCUUGAGCACUGUCACCUUGAAGCGGCUGUAUGGUCAUGUGAAUGGCUUUGGCAACGAUUUGCCUCCUCAAUCUCGCCCGGGUGAUAUCAAAAAGACGGAGGGAGUUGAAGUCGACUGCCUCUAAGGACAUAAAUUAGAAUUGUGGAUUAGAUGAAUGAAAAUCCAUUUCGUCUGAGAUUAUCUUCAAU